Molecule: messenger RNA, 249 nt
Organism: Rattus norvegicus (Norway rat)
Lineage: Eukaryota; Metazoa; Chordata; Mammalia; Rodentia; Muridae
Source: RefSeq, a predicted model, not a curated record
AUGGGCAGCAGGACAGCUUCUGCCAGUAGGGUCAUGAAGUCACAUGUUCCUUUAAUAAGGUUCCCUAACAAAAGAGUCAAUCCUCAAAAGCUUUGGUAUCUGCUGUGCUGUCUACCCUCUCACUAUUCUGAAAUUUCUAAAGGAAGUGUGUCACCAGAAUUGGUGAUGUAUCACAGGCCACCAGACACUGCAGAAAUAAUAAAAGAAUUACCUCAGAAAUACAGAAGGAAUCUUAUCUCUCAAGAUUAA